AUGGCCAUGUGGGUGAGAGCAAAGAAGGCGAGGACACGCACAGAGGCGGAGGCGACGGAGACAGAGCGAAGCAGGAAUGGCCCGCGCGUGGAGAUAUCCCACGAGAGGAGGCAGAGCAGAGGACUGGCGACGUCGAUCAAGUCGCCGGAGGGAAGGAGGCGGGUGGACACGUCGCCGGUGAUGAUACAGCGGAGGGACACGUCGCAAGGUCGGGCCAUAAUCCAGGCGGCAGAGAGCCUCCUCACCUUCUCUCCUCCCCUAUCCGCCACAUCUCCCAUCCUAUCUCCACCUCUCUCCCUCUCUUCAACUUCCUCAUCUCCGAUUAACGUGCGUCGAGCGGCAAGAGCUCCUACCCGCUACGCGCACCCGCCGUUGUCGCCCUUCGGGGGCCGUCUGGCAACGAUGUCAGAUCUCUCGGGUUCUAAAAUCGUCUUCGAUCACCAACAGCGCGCCGCCCUCCAGGAGAAAUCAGAUCAAUUGAUGAAGGUGCAACGGCUGCGAGAUCAGCAUGACGAGAAGAGGAAGCGAAACGGCGACCUGCAGCGCGAAGAUGAGGAACGAGGGAUGUGGAACCAAUUCUGGGACGUACUCGAGGACGUGGAAGCCGAGCGAGCCAAGCAGGACGAGGACGAGGAAGAUGAAGACGCGGAGGACGUGCUCAACGACAAGUGCGGUGACGAGGGCUUCCGCGUGAUGAAGUGCGCCUCUGGUGCGCUGCAGCUGAUGCAGCUCCAAGAGCGAUUCAAACGCUACCGCGAUGAAGCCGUCGAGGAGGAGCGGCUGCAGGUCGAGCAGCUCGGCGUGAGCCCUGUCGUCGGGAGCGGAUGCUUCGAGGACAACGAGUUCUUCCGCCACCUCCUUCAAGUCCGACACCGCUCUGCCACCACGCCCUCAUCCACGCCCCCUCUCCUCUUCUCACUGUGA
This is a messenger RNA of Acanthamoeba castellanii str. Neff, 924 nucleotides long. RefSeq lists its product as uncharacterized. The coding region runs from base 1 to 924 and encodes 307 amino acids. The transcript has 2 exons. NCBI's taxonomy places the organism in Eukaryota, Discosea, Longamoebia, Acanthamoebidae. The record is from RefSeq and is a predicted model, not a curated record.